Molecule: messenger RNA, 3930 nt
Organism: Monodelphis domestica (gray short-tailed opossum)
Lineage: Eukaryota; Metazoa; Chordata; Mammalia; Didelphimorphia; Didelphidae
Gene: UPF3A
Product: UPF3A regulator of nonsense mediated mRNA decay
Biological process (GO): nuclear-transcribed mRNA catabolic process, nonsense-mediated decay; positive regulation of translation
Cellular component (GO): cytoplasm; nucleolus
Molecular function (GO): telomeric repeat DNA binding
Source: RefSeq, a predicted model, not a curated record
UACGGACACUCCCCGAACGGGCGGGAGAAAGAGCCGGAGGCGGCGGCGGGUGCGUGAUGCGGUCCGAGAAGGAGGCAGCCAGCGGGGCCGGGGGUUCUGGAGUCGGCGGGGCUGGGCGGGGAUCAGGUGGCAAAGAGAAACCUCUAUUGCCGCCGCCGCCACCACCACCUCCGCCUCCACCCCUACCGCCUCCACCGGCAUCUUCCCGCGGAGGGACGGCGAUGGAGAUCCAGUUCCGCCGCGAGUCGCCUCGGCGCGAAGUGGAGACGCCCCCGACCGCAGUCUCGGCCUCGGGCUGCGGGGGCGGUGGAAGCAGUGGCAGUGGUGGUGGUGGGGGAGGCGGCGGCGGUGGAGGAGGAGGCGGCAGCAAGCCGCGGGAGGAGAAGAAAACGGUCCUGAGCAAGGUUGUUAUUCGUCGACUUCCUCCAAGUCUAACCAAGGAGCAGCUAGAAGAACAGUUACAUCCACUUCCUGCUCAUGAUUACUUUGAAUUUUGUACAGCGGAUCCCAGUCUUUAUCCUCAUCUUUAUUCAAGAGCAUAUAUUAAUUUUCGAAAUCCUGAUGACAUCCUUCUUUUUAGAGACCGUUUUGAUGGCUAUGUCUUCAUUGAUAGUAAAGGACUGGAAUAUCCUGCUGUAGUAGAAUUUGCUCCAUUCCAAAAGAUUUCCAAAAAGAAAUUAAAGAAAAAAGAUGCCAAAGCAGGGAGCAUUGAAGAAGAUCCUGAAUAUAGGAAAUUUCUAGAAGCCUAUUGUGUUGAGGAGGAGAAAAUAAGUGCCAAUCCUGAAACUCUUUUGGGAGAAAUUGAGGCAAAGACACGAGAACUCAUUGGAGUUAUAUACUACAUCACAAUUUUUUGUAUUUUAGCUAGAAGAACAACACCUCUUUUGGAAUAUAUUAAAAAUAGAAAAUUAGAAAAGCAGAGAAUCCGAGAAGAAAAAAGAGAAGAACGAAGAAGAAGAGAAUUAGAAAAGAAACGCUUGAGAGAAGAAGAGAAAAGAAAACGUAGAGAAGAGGAAAGACGUAAGAGAAAAGAAGCUGAAAAACAAAAGAAAAUUGCUGAAAAAGAGAUAAGAAUCAAGCUUCUUAAAAAACCUGAAAAGGGAGAGGAACCAGCAAUAGAAAAGCAGAAAGAAAAAGGUGAGGAAGCUGAUAUUGAAGAAGGAAAAUGGGAAAAAUCUUCCAGCUCUGGAAGCAUAAAAUCCAAAGCCUCGGAAAGCUCACUGAAAGAACUCAAGGAAAAGUCACAAAAUGACAGUGAUAAAGAACAAAGGGAUAUGGAUCGAAGAUUUCGAGAAAAAGAACCUGAAAGACAAAGGUAUCGCUUGGACGAUGGCCGAAAACAUAGAACUCACUAUGAGUUUGACAAGUUUUUGAGAAGGAACGAAGAUGAACUGAAAUGGGGAAAAGGAUACAACCAAGACAGAGGGAAGAAAGGGAACCACAACUACAGCUUCACUGUGGAGGCAGUAGACAAACUUGGUAAAGAGGACAAGUGUGAUGACAUGGCAUCCAAAAAGGAGCGCAUAAGAAAUAAGGACCGUCCAGCCAUGCAGUUAUACCAACCAGGAGCUCGUAUUCGAACACGUACGGGCUCUACAAGUAAAACUCCUGACUGCACUGCAAAGUCCUCUGAAGAAACUUGUGACCGAAAAUGUGAGGCUGAGAUUCCUGCUGGAGCCACUUCUGAGAAGAGUGAAGAGGCAGAAUAAAACCACCAUGCAAGGCAUAUUUGUCACGGUUAUGAACAAAUUUCAUUCUUACAUAGUUAGAAAAGGGAACUAGAUGUGAUUCCAGUAAAAUAAGCCAAAACCCAUUAAAAAAGGCAUCUAGUAAUCAUCCUAUAUGACAAAGAUGUACUUUUUUGUCCGGUUAUGGACCGGUGUUUUCUUAAGUUUACUCUGCUAGUGUAAACUAGUAUUUAUUUAGCUAAAAGAGAGAAGAUUUUCUCCUUCAGAAAAUAUUAUGUGAAGAAAAAUGAAGAAAAUUAGUGUUGCAUCAGUUUGAAGUCUGAGGCACUUUAAAUAUGUUCUGUGAAUAACAAUAACUUCAUUGCACAUUUGUGACAACAUGACAUGUUGAUACCAGUACCUCAUUGUGUUUGUGUUAGUUUUCUAAGAACUCUAUAGUGUCGGGUAAGUGUGACACAGUUUCCAGUUCUCAUAUUGUUAAGAAAUUUGUAAUUCAGCCACUUUUUGCCUUUUAUGUUGUAAAUAUUUCCUAAGUUUUGACAUUUACGUUUUAAAACAAAUCAAUCUAACAUAAAUCUCGGCACUUCAGCAGUAUGAUUUCUUUUUUUUUUUUAAUUAUUUUCUGUUUGGGGCACUGACUUUUAAAGAGAUGAUUUGAUAGAAACUUAACACAUAUGUUCAGGUUUUACAUACACUUUAGUUGUAGGAUUUACCCAAAGUAAUAAAUAAAAUGUUGGGGCGGAGGGUAGGAACUAAAUAUGGCAAUUGCAUUAUUUCAUUUUGCAGUUUUUAGAUAUUUUUAAUGCACUGUGACUUUUCCAAUUGUCUGAAACUACGAAGUACAGUAUUUUGUCCUCUUAGCUAAAUCUAAAAAUGUUAGUUUACCUUUAGCAUUGCACAUUGGAUAUUUUAUUAAAUAUGACAUUUUAGUGUUAUAGUUUUGAAAGUUCAAUUGUAUUUUUCAAGACAUUUGAUAUAUCAAAGUUGAAAAUACGAUUCCUCUAAAAUGUUUCCUACUUAUGUUUUAGUUCAUCCAAUUAGAAUUUUUUUAAUAUAAUAAAAUUUUUUAAAUAAAUUAUUAUAAUAUCAAAGUACCAUAGGAAAUUAGGUUUUAGGAAAUUGAUGACCUACAAAAUGUGCAGUCAGCUUGUAUCAGAAAAGCCAUAAGAAUAUGUCAUUUCCCUUGGUUUUUCUUCAAAACCAACUCCUAAGACUUUUGAGUCACUGCUUAUGCUGUUCUAGAUGGAGAAAGCUCCUAGGUGACCCCUGGAAAACCAGAGGAUAAUCAGACAAAUCUUUAUUGGGCUUUUCAUGGUUCUACACUCAUAUGUAUGUCCUGAAGGUCUGUGCAUGCAUGAAAGGGUGUUGCAUUUCGAUUCACAAGCCUGGAUUCCAAUUACAACUUCUGAUUACUCUUUGUGUGACCUCAGACAAGUCACUUGUGGCUUUACUUCCUUAGUUGUAAAAUGAAAUUGAACCAAAUAACCUGUAAGAUUUCUUCCAGUUCUAAAUCAAUAAUUCUGUGUUCCCUUGAGUGUGUAAAAACUAGUAGCAAACCCUUAAUUGGGCCACCCAGGGAUCCUUCAGACAGGAAAUGAGGUUCAGUUUCCCUACAAAAGAGACUAAAAUCUCUUGAUUCUUGGUCUUCACCUUUACCUCUAGAAGCCCAAAUAGGGCACAUCAAAUUUUGAUUCAGCUCCUCUUGAGGAAACAUGAGUACCCUCUGCUGAAAUUAUUCCUACAUGAAAUGUGCCCACUGAAGUGUGCCAAAUAUUAGUAACCAUUUUUGAAGAUUUUCUUUUAAAUACCUUCUUUUUGUCCUGUACUUUACCAUUUAUGCACUUUGAAAUAUAGUGUCUGGAAAAUAGGGCUAAGACUUGCUUGUCACAGGUUUUUAUGAAAUCAAAUAAGAUCAUGAAAAGUGCCCAAGAAAAAAUUUGGAGUGGGAGAAUUCCAGUUUAUCACAUUUUGUUAGAAUUAAAAUUCUCAAAGGGGCCCCAAGACUUUUUUGUCAUUGAAACAGAUAUGGUAGAUUUCAUUUAAUUUUCCCCAAAGUUUUACUUUCUUUUUCAGUUUGAAUUCCAGCAUUUAGCUUCACUUAAUUAUUUGACAAUUUCCUUGAUUAAAAAUCUUUUUUGUUGCUUUUGAGCCCUAUGUUUAGAAUUCAAAUCAUCAUUAUACUGAUUAACUCAGAGCCUUACCAGUAAAUUAUGAAUAAAUACAAGUCAUUCUUCAAGCAUAA